AUGCAUUCCUUCGGGAAGGAAGAAGAGGUCUCUCUGCAGCGUCUCUUCGCGUUUUUCUGCGAGUGCGUGCGGCACGGGGACUGGGAGCUGGCUGGGGCCUGUGUGCCCCAGCUGAGCCGGUGGCAGGGGGGUGGCCCCGGGAAGGUGGAAGCGGCGCUGGUGGCUCGUCCCGUGGAAGUGAGAUGGGGACAGGAUUCUAGCUCAUGGAGAACUAAAUGGCUCUGGCUUCUUGUGCUGGAAAAAUGGCUUGCCAGGAAUCAGAAAACUGUUCCAGUUGUUCUUCGGAGGGAAACUGAAUUUUUAUUGUUCUUGGAAGAACUACAUAAAGAUGUUUCUGAGGAAGUCCUAAAGGAACUGUAUGAAGCAUUUCAGUGCACCCAGAACAAGCACAUUUCAGAGGGGCAAAGAAGAGAUGACUGUUCUCACAGAUUCAGUUUGGAUGUUGUUUCAGCUCUCCGGAAGCUUUUGCUGCAUGCUCCCCAGAGGGCAAAAACCCUGCUGGAGUUCUUCCAGGAGGAGCAAGGCACACACAGCUCCUCACUCCAGCAAUAUCGCUCUCUACAAAACAUCUUUGUUGAAUUUCUUUGUGACUCCUUGAAAUCUCUGCAGAAACUUCAGUGCAGUUCUGAGGUUUCAGCGCGACCAGAUCAAAGAGAACUAGUGGAUACAAUUUAUGCUGCUCUCAGUAUAGUGACUUUCGACGUGGAGCAUCAGGCAGAUGAAAUAAGGAACCUUUUCAGGGAGCUCUUGGAUGUAUGCUGGGCAGAGGGAAGUCCACUCAGGGAGGAGAAGCUAAUAAGCUGUAUGCUGAGGAAACAGAGCCAUGGCCUGUUAAGCCUUUAUAGCAGUGUUCUCAUAGAAAGAACAAGAGAAAAAUUUUUGUUGUCAAAGUCAAUACGAAAAGGUUCAUCUGAGCAGCUGGAUACAGAGCGAGCUGUGAUGAGUUUGUUCUCAGAUCCCAAAGAAGCUCCUUCUUGGAAGACAGCCUAUUUCUACUGUUUGAGCAGCAGCAAGCACUUUCUGGAACAGAUUCUGGUGACUGCAUUAACUUUGCUCAAAAGAGAGGACUACUCAGGCCUGAGCAGCUUAUUGAGGAGAGAAUUCAACCCCCUCAGCCGCCUCUUGGUGUUGCUAGGAUGGACUCAUUGUCAAAGCUUGGAAUCAGCAAAGACAUUGCUAUGGACUCUACACAAAACCCAGGAUCUGUGCAAUGAUUCAGUAUUGAAAGAUUUUUGUGAUGGGCUGUGGGCUCAUGUGGAAGUUCUUGAAUGGUGCAUACAGCAAAACAGUAUUACUGUCCCAAGGAAGGUUCUUUUGCAACACUUGCACAGUCUGGAUUGCCACACUGCAGUGUACUCUCUUCAUCAUCUCACUAAUCUUCUGGCACUGAAUGAAGAUGAUGUUAUUGAGCUUCUUCAAAAAGUUCCUGCUAGAGACCAACAGAUGCAGGCAGCAACACUCCCUAACACCCUGAGUCAGCAACGCAACCUGGCACUCUUUCGAGCGUUUUGUGCCAUGAAGUAUGCUAUCUAUGCUCUCUGUGUGAACUCACAUAAGCAUUCCAACUGCAAGGAUUGCCUGCGCAGCCUUCUUGGUGAUAUCCCUGAGGAUGCAACUUUGGGAGAACCAGCAGAUUGCUCUUCAGUAUUUCUUCAGUACAUUGCAAAGUGUCAGCAGUUUUUAAGGAGUGUCCCUGCUCCUCUGCGCCUGGAGGUUUUGGAGAAUAUUUUCUCCUUGCUUUUUGUUUCCUACAGUGACCUCUAUACUGAGACUCUUCUACCCGAUGAUUAUGCAGAGGAUGAAGACCUUGACAAAAGGAGUACCACUACAGGUGUAGAAGGCAGUGCUAGUCUGCAGUCUUCCACCUCAGGAAGUCCACAGCACCUGAUAGAGGCUGAAAAGAAAUCAGAGAGGCAUCUGCUGGCUCCACAGACAGUUCACACAGAUACCCAAAGUCUUUGUGACUCGAUGUUAGGUGACAAAAGCUCUGCAGCCUCUACGUUGAGCUACCUCGACCUGAAACACUUCACCAGUGAUGUUACUGGAUUUUUAGUGGACGACGUGGCCGUGGAUGCCUUCCUCACAUUGCUUCUCAACAAUCUGGAAGAAAUUCAGAGUUGUCUCCCAUGGGACUCUAGUAAUGUGCUUCGUGAAGAGCUGGACCUUGUUGAGUGCUUGAACCUUUCUGCAAGCAGAGAUGCCUUUGGAAGUCGUGUGUUACAGUUUUCCAAAUACCUUUCUGAAGCUCACUGGCGAUACAAGGUGGUGAUGAGUAACAGAAAUACAGAACAUCAGCUUGCAGCCUCCAGGAGAUACUGCUCUCUAAUCAGGUGCUCCAGCUUUAAGAAACGAAGCAGAUCUCGAAGGGACAAGACAGAUGGGAAAGAGGAAACUUCCAGUCCAUCAUUAGAAAGUACAAGUAGCGAGCUAAGCACCAGUAUCUCAGAGGGAAGUACCAGUAGCGCGUCUGGCUCGAGUGAUUUGGAAAGCAGGGUGAGACCACGUCAGCAAAACCCCAUCAUUCCUAUGAUGCUUUCCCCACCAGAAUCACUCUUAGUUUCUUGUGUUUUGAGAGGAAACUUCGUAGAAGCUCAUCAGGUGGCUUUGAUGUUUAAUCUGGAUACUUCCCCUUGCUAUGGUGAGCUGGGUUUCAUGGAGCGCUACCAAGAAGCGGUGCGAGAAAUGGCCAGAGUGGAGCACAAUAUUGAGAAUCAAGCAUCAGAUGGCUCUGGAGGCAUCAGGAAAUCUGGCAGUGGCUGUUCAACACUGCAAGCUAUUGGGAAUGCAGCAGCAGCUGGUAUGGUAUUUUAUUCCAUCUCGGAUGUUACUGAUAAAUUGCUUGCAACUUCUGGAAGUCUUGCCCCUACUCUCCAAGAAAACUUCUGGAUCAGGAACAUCCAGCUGGAGCAUACUGAUUCUCUGCGGGAAGUCCUUGAGGACCUCAGUCCUUCAGCAAUGGCAGCAUUUGACCUAGCGUGUACUCAGUGCCGUCUUUGGAAGACAUGCAAACAGCUUUUGGAAACAGCAGAAAGAAGACUGUAUAACAGCCUUGAAACUCGGGGCCACCGACCUGACUUUGUUUUACUGCACUCUGAAGGUGUAAAGGGUUUCCCAGCACUUCUGCAGCAAAUAAGUAAAAUUCUCAACUAUUCCUGCACGUCACAAGGUCAAUCCAAGCCAGAGGUCUCAGAUGAGAAAAUAGGAAGUCAUUUUCGAUGCAGCAUUGUAGACCUUCUGCAAGCUUGCUACCCUGCCUUAACUGAAGAAAGUAUUACUAAUGAAAUUGUUUUGUCACAAAAUCUGGAUCAAAUCCUAAAAGCACUGACAUCUGUUGAACAUUCUGUGGACUCUAAAGGAAGUCUGCUUGGCACCUUGGUGGAGCAAGGCUCUCUCAAACCUACAGAGCUGGAGAAACACCUGGUUUGGAAUCAAACACAGCUCCUACUGAGAACUCUUGACCAAUGUGUCCCAGCCAUGCCAGAGAGCAGCAUGCAGACAAACUUUGUGAAGGCCUUCCUCGACUACAUCACUACACUGGCUGCUGUUGUGUUACGAAGCCUGAAUGCAGAGCUAG
Molecule: messenger RNA, 3574 nt
Organism: Acanthisitta chloris (rifleman)
Lineage: Eukaryota; Metazoa; Chordata; Aves; Passeriformes; Acanthisittidae
Product: zinc finger FYVE domain-containing protein 26-like
Exons: 18
Biological process (GO): mitotic cytokinesis; regulation of cytokinesis; double-strand break repair via homologous recombination
Cellular component (GO): centrosome; midbody; lysosomal membrane
Molecular function (GO): phosphatidylinositol-3-phosphate binding
Source: RefSeq, a predicted model, not a curated record